CUCUUCGUAGAAGUUUCACGAUAAUUUAACGGUAACCGCAAUAACUUACAGCCCCUCAUUACUAGACCGGAUAAGAAAGGAAUAAAGGAGAGGAAGAAAAAAACGCUCCAUACAUGAACGAGCGAGAGAGCCAAAAGGCUCGCGAUGAGCGCUUACUGAAGCUCUUCAAGAGCCUGGAUACACGCAGCGAGGGUCAUUUAGACCUAGAGGGAUUGAGGCGGGGUCUCAAGAGGAUCAACCAUCCUCUGAAGGACGCGGAACACCUAUUACACGAUAUCCUGGAAGCCGUCGAUACAUCUAAGGACGGCCUCAUUCAGUAUUCAGAAUUCAAGCACUUCUUUGAGAGUGCUGAUCGGGAAUUAUGGCACAUCUUCACUUCUGUCGACCUGGAUAGGAAUGGAAAUAUUGAUAAAGCAGAACUACGAAUCGCGCUUAGCCGUGCCGGCCUAGUGGUAGAUACAAAACGGCUGCAGGAGUUCUUUGAUUCGAUGGACAGGAAUAACGACGGUGUGAUAUGUUAUGAGGAAUGGAGAGAUUUCCUCAUGUUCAUGCCACAUGAGGCCUCCUUAAAAACGAUUUACUCCUACUACCUUUCCACCGUGAACGUUAACCCGGAAGGUGAUGUGAGUCUUAGUGAUGAGAUAAAUCACUUAGGACUAGGCUACUUUCUUGCAGGCGGUAUUGCAGGCGCAAUUUCGAGAACUGCCACGGCGCCAUUUGAUCGUAUAAAGGUUUACUUGAUUGCGCAGACUGGCAAUUCAACAGCGAAGAAAGCGAUCGAGGCUGUGACGCAAGGUGAAGCUGUCCAGGCUGCAAAAAAAGCUGCAGGACCAAUCAAGGAUUCUAUCCGGGCUUUGUGGAGAGCGGGCGGAGUUAGGUCCUUCUUUGCGGGCAACGGAUUGAACGUUGUAAAGAUCCUGCCCGAGUCUGCAAUCAAGUUUGGUUCGUUUGAGGCUGCGAAACGAGCACUCAGUAGACUCGAGGGAACCAAUGAUGCAUCAAAUAUAUCACCAAUUUCUAGAUUCUUGGCCGGCGGUAUCGGUGGUGUUGUCUCUCAAUUUUCCAUAUAUCCCAUUGACACUCUGAAAUUCCGAAUGCAAUGUGAAUUGGUUGAAAAUGGAUCUACCGGGAAUAAGCUUAUUCUUGAGACAUUCCGAAAGACCUGGAGUAACGGCGGACCUCAAGCAUUUUACAAGGGCCUUCCACUUGCUUUAAUCGGGAUAUUCCCUUACUCGGCCAUUGAUCUGGGCACAUUCGAGUAUAUGAAGAGGUCAUACACGGCACGAAAAGCCAAAAAGUUAAAAUGCGACGAGAAAGACGUGGAGGUGCCGAAUUGGGUGGUUCUAGGAAUCGGUGCUACCAGUGGUAGCGUGGGGGCUACUAUGGUAUAUCCCAUUAAUGUGUUAAGGACGAGACUGCAAGCGCAGGGGACAGCGCAACACCCACAGACGUACACCGGUAUGUGGGACGUUGCGGUAAAGACAUAUAGCGCGGAGGGCUUCCGGGGGAUGUUCAGGGGUCUCACUCCGAAUUUGCUGAAAGUCGUACCUGCAGUUUCAAUUUCGUACCUUGUUUACGAAAACUCGAAAAAGACCAUGGGUUUGGGAUAGGGAUCUGCGAUACGGUACAUAGAUGUUUGUGAUCUCCUUCGAUAUCAGUCGCAGCGCACACAUUAUAGAGGCGUCACAGCCGGAUGUUUUUUUUCCCCCCUAUUUCACAAUUCGUUUUUUUCCAUUUUCCUCAAUUGGCCUAGGGUUUUCAAGAUAAACGGUGUUUUUAUUUUUAUUUCAAUGCAUAUAA
Messenger RNA from Tuber melanosporum (Perigord truffle), 1800 nucleotides. RefSeq lists its product as uncharacterized. NCBI's taxonomy places the organism in Eukaryota, Fungi, Ascomycota, Pezizomycetes, Pezizales, Tuberaceae. The record is from RefSeq and is a predicted model, not a curated record. Gene Ontology annotation, biological process: transmembrane transport. Gene Ontology annotation, molecular function: ATP transmembrane transporter activity; calcium ion binding. The transcript has 8 exons. The coding region runs from base 114 to 1610 and encodes 498 amino acids.